AUCCAAUUAACAAACCAGCGCGGCUCGCACCUUUCCGCUAUUGUCGGGUGAGUUCAAAAGGCAGAUUAGUGAUUUUACGGAAGCGGAAGAAUUAGCACAUGACAUUGAGUUAACUCACCCGAAAGUCAAAGGUCUCACAAACAUUACUCUUGUGUUCCUUCCACCAAACACAACUUCUAAAACGCAGCCAAUGGACCAAGGUGUCAUCAAUAAGCUGAAGGUCCACUACAGGAAUGCAGCUCUUGACCGUUACAUAGAAGCCAUCAACGACAGUAAACAAUGUGUAAUCACAGUGCUUGAUGCCAUGCGUAUGUUACGACAUGCUUGGCAGAAAGUAAAGCCAGUAACAAUCUCCAACUGCUACCGCCACGCUGGAUUCGUUCUGACAGAAGCCGCAUCUCCCGACGCCCCAUGUGAAUCUGACGAUGAAGAUGACAUCCCCCUAGCCAGAUUACUUCCAGGUGAUGUGACUUUGGCCGACUAUGUAAGUGUCGAUGACAACAUUGAAACAUGUGCCCCUUCAUCUGAUGCCGACAUCAUCGAGUCAUUGCUUGGUCCCAGGACCUGUCACAACGACGACUCGUCUGAUGAUGAAGACGAGACACACCCUGCCGUCAAACCACCACCAUCCGUAUCGGAAGCGAUAAAGUUCUGUGAAGGACUGGAGGAAUUUCUCGAGUCGGUUCCAGGCACAAACAACGAACAUUUUUCCCACUUGGCAAGCGUCCGUGAAUUUGUGGAUAAAUGUAAGGGAAAUUCACAGAAACAAACGUUAAUGUCAGACUUUUUUCAGAAGUGAGUUCAUCUU
Haliotis rubra (blacklip abalone) is the source of this 808-nucleotide messenger RNA. RefSeq names its product tigger transposable element-derived protein 4-like. Bases 191 to 799 code for a protein of 202 amino acids. The transcript is spliced from 2 exons. The record is from RefSeq and is a predicted model, not a curated record. Gene Ontology annotation, molecular function: nucleic acid binding. Lineage: Eukaryota; Metazoa; Mollusca; Gastropoda; Lepetellida; Haliotidae.